Perognathus longimembris pacificus (Pacific pocket mouse) is the source of this 1615-nucleotide messenger RNA. It is a transcript of the gene Slc35f6, whose product is annotated as solute carrier family 35 member F6. Bases 50 to 1165 code for a protein of 371 amino acids. The transcript has 6 exons. Lineage: Eukaryota; Metazoa; Chordata; Mammalia; Rodentia; Heteromyidae. Gene Ontology annotation, biological process: transmembrane transport. The record is from RefSeq and is a predicted model, not a curated record. Gene Ontology annotation, cellular component: membrane; intracellular membrane-bounded organelle. Gene Ontology annotation, molecular function: transmembrane transporter activity.
UCCCCCGCCGGAGUUUCGCGGACUCCCUGCGGGCCCUGCGUCCACCACCAUGGCCUGGACCAAGUACCAGCUGUUCCUGGCCGGGCUCAUGCUCGUCACCGGCUCCAUCAACACGCUGUCGGCCAAGUGGGCGGACAACUUCACAGCGGAGGGCUGUGGAGGGAGCCAGGAGCACCCCUUUCAGCACCCCUUCCUCCAGGCAGUGGGUAUGUUCCUGGGAGAAUUCUCCUGCCUGGCUGCCUUCUUCCUGCUCCGAUGCAGAUCCACAGGGCAGUCAGACUCCAGUGUGCACCUCCAGCAGUCCUUCAAUUCCCUUAUCUUCCUGCCCCCAACCCUCUGUGACAUGACGGGGACCAGCCUCAUGUAUGUGGCCCUGAACAUGACCAGCGCCUCCAGCUUCCAGAUGCUUCGGGGUGCUGUGAUCAUAUUCACAGGCCUGUUCUCGGUGGCUUUCCUGGGCCGGAGGCUGGCACCAAGCCAAUGGCUGGGUAUCUUGGCCACCAUCGCAGGGCUGGUGGUCGUGGGCCUGGCUGACCUCCUGAGCAAGCACGACAGUCAGCACAAGCUCAGUGAAGUGAUCACAGGGGACCUGUUGAUCAUCAUGGCCCAGAUCAUCAUCGCCAUCCAGAUGGUGCUUGAGGAGAAGUUCAUCUACAAACACAACGUACACCCACUCCGGGCAGUGGGCACUGAGGGCUUCUUCGGCUUCGUGAUCCUCUCCUUGUGCCUGAUACCCAUGUAUUACAUCCCCGCUGGCUCCUUCAGCGGGAACCCUCAAGGAUCGCUGGAGGACGCUCUGGACGCCUUCUGCCAGGUGGGCCGGCAGCCUCUGAUCGCCGUGGCACUGCUGGGCAACAUCAGCAGCAUCGCCUUCUUCAACUUCGCCGGCAUCAGCGUCACCAAGGAAAUGAGCGCCACCACCCGCAUGGUGCUGGACAGCUUGCGUACCGUGGUCAUCUGGGCCCUGAGCCUGGCGCUGGGCUGGGAGACCUUCCACGCGCUCCAGAUCCUGGGCUUCCUCAUCCUCCUCCUGGGCACUGCCCUCUACAAUGGACUGCACCGCCCACUGCUGUCCUGCCUGUCCAGGGGCUGGCGCCCUACCCAGGAGGGCGAGCAUGAGAGACUGCUGGGUGACAGCCGGACUCCCAUCAAUGAAGCCAGCUGAGCCUCCCUUCCGGCCUCUGCUGCCACUCCCCCCAUGCUCCUUCACGCAGGGGCCGAGGCCACGAGGACCGGUGGGCUUUAGUGCCCCAUCCCCCAGGCCUCACCCCCCCCCUUCCUGCCCUCCUCCCAGAGCUGUCAGAGAAGGUAACAACCAGGUCCUCUUUUGUCCCCAGGGACUACGGGGGGCGGGUAGGACUCAGUCCCCACAAGCCUGAGCAUAGUGACUCCCCCUCAGCUCCCCACAAUCUUUGUAUUUCUGAAUCAUCCACCAGACUGCCGGGAUAGAUCAUGAACUGUAAGCUUCCAGAAGAAAAGCCAUUGAAUCAGUGUGCAGAUUUAAACCAGCGCUAGGGCUUGUUUUUUUAUUUUCAGUACUAGGACUUGAACUCAGGGUCUUGUACUGUUUCUUAGCUUCCUUACUCCUAGCUUGUACUACCACUUGAGCCAAAGC